CUGUGCCGGCGGCCACUCGCCUGUCCAGCACCGCAGCAGUGACUCCGGCAGAGCUAUGGACGGCCAGAUGUUCCUGCUUCUCUUGGUCGUCUCCGCCAGCGUGUCGCAGAUAUCAGCGAACAAGAAGACUUGUGCUUGUGGCUUGAACACGGAAGGAGUCAAUGCAUGUGGAUGCCAACAGCUUGUGGUGCGACCGCCCAAACUGCACAAAAUACCUUUCACGGAGCCAAGGGUUGUUUGCAAGAGACUGCCUGGCUCUCCCAAACUAACGCCUAUUGGUGAUGCCUGCAGCUGCGGUCAUAUUAACGUCGCUCCUGCCAUCGGGCCGAAACCGCCUUGCCCCCGUUGCGGGCUGCUGAGCAAGCACCGCUCCUCCGCUGCCGAGCUGUCGGCCGAGGUGACCCGCGAGUCGCAGGCGCGCCACUCGACAGUGCUGGACCACUUGGGCGCCGGCUGGCAAGGCUCCUUCUACUCGGGCGGCCAGCACCAGUUCCAGCAGCAGGUUUCAACCGGCCAGCACCAGUUCCAGCAGGUUUCAACCGGCCAGCAGGGCGGCCAGGCCGCGGCCUUCUGCGAGGAGGACAAGUCCCACGUGCCAGCUCCGGCUGACGCCGUGUCCCUCUCCCUGGCGUACGGACUGAUCAGGAACGCCGCCAACGCCGUCCGCGAAGAGGGACUACUCUACGGGCCGAAGAGCAUACCAAGGGACGGUUCCGCCAGAAAGACGAUCAGCAACGUGCCGGAGGAGCGGCUGCACAGCAUCGACCGGCAGGUGAUGGAGCUGCGCGUGCGGCCCGCGGCCGGCGGCUGCAGCGACCCUGCCAUGCAGCACGAGGAGCAGGCGCUCGCGGAGGAGCAGCAGAAGGAGCUGCUGGAGGCGCAGCGCCGCAGCCAGGGCUACUACAGCUCCAGGAGCCACCCGCUCAACUACGUCGAGCUGGGCUACAUGCCCGAGGGUGCCAGGGCGACUCACUACGCCUCGGGCUCGUCCACUCGCUACGCAGAAAGCGCUCUCGCCCACGAAAGGCACUUCGCCGUCGCCGGCUACAGCGGCGAGGAGGGCGAGGAGGGCGGCGACUACGAGCAGGCGCAGCAGGCGCAGCAGGUGCUGCAGCAGGCGCAGCAGGUGGUGCAGCAGGCUGACGACGUGCUCGACGACUCCGGCGAGGCGCAGCGCGGCUCGCAGGAGGGCGACUGCGCGGACGGCUACUCCAGCGCCGCCGCGUCCAGCCGCGACGCCGAGUUCGUCGGCCACCACGAGCGCGGCUACUAGUUGCCGCGACGGCGCGAAGCGUGUUUCGCAGCGAAUCCUGUGUCACGAUGGGAUGCACGUCACAGAUUAAGAAACAUCAUCGUAUGUCCGUAAACUAGUGAUGGUGAUUUACAAGUGAAAGUUUGAGAAUUUGAUUUUGUUUCCACGUUUGUGAUACUUUUUUUUUGUUAACGUUUGUAGACAUAUUUUAUGGAGGAAAUUUUGAGUUUUAAGGAAUGACUUAUUUGAUGAGUUGUGUCUUUAUGGUUGUGUUUACAUGAAAAAGUAUUUUUCCCACCUUGGUGCUGAUGGGUCAAGCUAAUGUAGAUUCGGUAUUUGUUGGCUACGAAAAUUAGCUUCUGCGCAGUCUUGCCCGCGCCUCAUUGUAAAUUUACAUUACAAUUUUCACGAUGCUGCGACGGAGUAUCGCUGAAAGGUUGGCAAGAAGAAUAACAGUGCUAUCAUUCACUCUCUUGCGAAGAAUUUUUUCCCCCAUUUAUUCGGGACAUAGAAAUUACAAUGCGAAACUUUAUAAGCUUAUGAGAUAUAUUAUUACUUCUUUGAAAACUGUUAAAUUGCAUGUGUUUGAAAACAAGCGUGAGCUAGAUGCGCAGUUUUAGUGAGGAAAUAAACUACCAAUCCGUCGCAUGCGAUUUUAAAAGCCUCCGAUUGGCUGGAACCGGUCGCCUCACCAAGCGUCUCUGCGAAACACGCCAAACGUAAUUAGUUGCUUUGUGGCGCGAUGAUAUUUAAUCUACCAGAGCUUUGACGCAGGCGAUGCGCGCACAGUUCGUUGCACGUUGCACGUUCAUCGCUCAUCUCAUGCGAGGAUGGGCAGUUUGUUUACUUUCCCGCCAAACAUAUCGCGAAAAGCUGAAGUCAGUUGCAGGAGUGCUGAUAGAAGUCUAGGUUUACAAAAUGUCACGUAAGUUUAUAGAGUUAUUAAUAGUCGUAUUCUGGCCAUUGAAACAUUAUCAAAGCAUUUCGAAAUUACGCCAUCAUUUUUUAUUUAUAUUUUUGCUAUAAUUCUAAUUUUCAAUUAUUUAUCUCAAAUAUUUUGCUAUUUCAAGGCAUACAUUUUAUACCUUGUUGCAAACACAUAUUUUCUAACAGGCUCUAGCCUGUAAGCGCCGUGAGGAAAAAAUUUAUUGUUUCAUGCGGGCGACAACUAUCAUGAUAAUACACCAAUUCACAAAUGUUGACUUUAAAAAGUAGCCAAAGCCUAGUCCUACGCCAUUUAAACUCAAAACCAGUUUAGCACGAAAGCUUUACUGCCAGCUGUAUCAAAAUAUUUUAAAUUGCAAAAUGGCGAGGCCUAACGCCCCUUGAAACUCGCAGUAUACUGCUGGCGUCGGAUGCAUCGCAGCGCAUCACGACGCCAUCUUGCGUUGAUUGGCGACUGUGCGGGCAGAUCAUUCGGCUGCCGCCAAGGCGAUCCGGGUUCGAUAACACGCGUAGUUGAACCUGGAUUUUCUGCAAUCCGGAAACGUGGCGGACGUUGACACGAACAGCGGAUAUUUCUCAAAAAUGUUCCCAUUUUUCCGAAAGGUGUAUUCCCUUCGCUACAUUUACAAGUACCUCAACUUACCGAGAUAAAAUACUCAAACCCCUGAUUUUUCAGAUAUAUAUUUAAGCCCAAAUAAAAUAAACGAAAAAAUUAAUAGAAAUAUUUGCAUUUAUAUAUUUUAAAAGGGAUAGUUACAUUGAAGAAUUUAUUGUAGUUCGUAAACCUCACUUUUACUUGUGCGACGAAUUGUAUUAAAAUCAUAGUGUAACUACUUCAUUGAGAUUCAAACCGUAGUGAAUAUUUUCAUAUCAAUAUAAUUGUCUCUGUUUUAUAAUUUUUGACUGUCUUUGGUGAAACUGGCUCUAAAUGUGAUAAUAUUUGUAAUGCAACCAGUGAGUGGAAAUAUUUCAUGAUAUCACGCAGUGCUUCAUUUUUAGGAGAACAUUUUCACUAACUAAAGACACUUAAAAAUUGAUGAAAAUUUGUUUUAUAAAAUUGGCAACCAUAAAAGGGAACAUUUUAUAGUGGAAAUACUAAAUGCAUUGUUUCAAUGUUCAAGUGUAACGUGUACUUUGUGAUGAUUAUAAUCUAAUUCCUAGAGAAACAAAUGUUCAUUACAAAAUUACCUAUUAACUAAAAGAGAGUAAAACGUAUUCACUGACCACAUUUUGAUUUAUUUCAAUGGAAAACCUGCAUCUUUAUUGCAUAAGGACGUGACUGUUGUAUUAUAGUGUCAAAAUAAAAAUCUUAAACUAAUUUUUGUACAGCAAUAAAAUAAACAUAUGAUUUUUACAAUUUUUACUAACCAUUUUAUUGAACUUUUUAAUUAUUAACAAUGUAGAAAUGUUUCGUUGAAAUGUUUUACGCUAAAAUAUUAAAACGCUUAUUUUAAAAACUUUGUUAGGGCACUUAUUUUACUAAUAAAUAACAUAAAUAUGUUUUGCUCUUUUUUGCCAAUAAACUGUACGAUACGUAAGUAAAACAAGCAAGAUGUCACAUUCUUUUGAUAUUCAUCUUAGUUACAAUUUCACCUCAACUGUCAUCAUACAUUCUGCUUGAAUAGUAAUCACUGCGUAUUGCUGCAAAUGUAUGACUGAUAUACAGAGAAUGCAACACUCGCGCUUAAGUCUGUGUAACGUAACUUGUCUUCAAUUUGUAUGUUCUAAAUGUAUCAAGUACCAGUAAUACUCAUUUCUCAUA
This is a messenger RNA of Bacillus rossius redtenbacheri, 3959 nucleotides long. RefSeq lists its product as uncharacterized. Bases 56 to 1273 code for a protein of 405 amino acids. NCBI's taxonomy places the organism in Eukaryota, Metazoa, Arthropoda, Insecta, Phasmatodea, Bacillidae. The record is from RefSeq and is a predicted model, not a curated record. The transcript is spliced from 6 exons.